GGGGCGUCUGGCGCUGCCUUUUCUCCAAGCAGGUACUUUCGUUUUCCAGCGUUGGGUUUGCGGAGAGACCCAGCCACACCAAGAAGGACGCUUGUCAGACCCUCAGAUGGGACAGAGGUGACUCGGCGCUCCCGGGAGAGGUUGCACAGCCGCUCCCCGUCCCGUCCCUGCGGGAUCCAGAGUACAGAAAAGUUUUUGUUUGCGUGUGCCACCCCCAGAGAGCUAAGACGCUCGCACCCUGUGCAGGCAAAACAGCCUUGGCUUCUGACGUGCUGUGUGUAGCUGCUGCUUGUGUGAAUCAUCAGCCCUUUGCUUGGGCACAAGGUGGAGGAUGUCCCAGUGGUAUGAGCUUCAGCAGCUUGACUCCAAAUUCCUGGAGCAGGUUCAUCAGCUCUACGAUGACAGUUUUCCCAUGGAAAUCAGACAAUAUCUGGCACAGUGGCUAGAAAAUCAGGACUGGGAGCACGCUGCCAAUGAUGUUUCGUUUGCCACCAUCCGUUUUCAUGACCUUCUGUCGCAGCUGGAUGAUCAGUACAGUCGAUUUUCCUUGGAGAAUAAUUUUUUGUUGCAGCAUAACAUUAGGAAAAGCAAGCGUAACCUUCAGGAUAAUUUUCAAGAAGACCCAAUACAGAUGUCUAUGAUCAUCUGUAACUGUCUGAAGGAGGAAAGAAAGAUCUUGGAAAAUGCCCAGAGAUUCAAUCAGACUCAGUCAGGGAAUAUCCAGAGCACUGUGAUGUUAGACAAACAUAAGGAGCUUGACAGCAAAGUCAGAAAUGUGAAGGACAAAGUUAUGUGUAUAGAGCAUGAAAUCAAGACCCUAGAAGAUCUACAAGAUGAAUAUGACUUUAAAUGCAAAACCUUGCAGAACAGAGAACAUGAUACCAAUGGUGUGGCAAAGAACGAUCAGAAACAGGAACAGAUGUUACUCCAAAAGAUGUAUUUAAUGCUUGACAACAAGAGAAAGGAAGUAGUUCACAAAAUAAUAGAGUUAUUGAAUGUCACCGAACUUACCCAGAAAGCCCUGAUUAAUGAUGAACUGGUGGAAUGGAAGCGGAGACAGCAGAGUGCCUGUAUCGGGGGACCCCCCAACGCUUGCCUCGAUCAGCUGCAGAACUGGUUCACCAUAGUUGCAGAAAGUCUGCAGCAGGUUCGUCAGCAGCUUAAAAAGCUUGAGGAAUUGGAGCAGAAAUACACCUAUGAACAUGACCCUAUCACAAAAAACAAACAAGCAUUGUGGGACCGCACCUUCAGCCUCUUCCAGCAGCUCAUUCAAAGCUCAUUUGUGGUGGAAAGACAGCCCUGCAUGCCAACUCAUCCUCAGAGGCCAUUGGUCCUGAAGACUGGAGUACAAUUUACUGUGAAGUUGAGACUGUUGGUGAAGUUGCAAGAGCUGAAUUAUAAUUUGAAAGUCAAAGUCUUAUUUGAUAAAGAUGUCAGUGAAAGAAAUACAGUAAAAGGGUUUAGAAAGUUCAACAUUUUGGGCACUCACACGAAGGUGAUGAACAUGGAGGAGUCCACCAAUGGGAGUCUGGCGGCAGAAUUCAGACACCUGCAACUGAAAGAACAGAAAAAUGCCGGCGCCAGAACCAACGAGGGUCCUCUCAUCGUUACCGAAGAGCUUCAUUCCCUUAGUUUUGAAACCCAAUUGUGCCAGCCUGGCUUGGUCAUUGACCUUGAGACCACCUCUCUGCCCGUCGUUGUGAUCUCCAACGUCAGCCAGCUCCCGAGCGGUUGGGCCUCCAUCCUGUGGUACAACAUGCUGGUGGCAGAACCCAGGAAUCUGUCCUUCUUCCUGAACCCACCUUGUGCACGAUGGUCUCAGCUUUCAGAGGUGCUGAGUUGGCAGUUUUCCUCUGUCACCAAAAGAGGUCUCAAUGUGGACCAGCUGAACAUGCUGGGAGAGAAACUUCUUGGUCCCACUGCUGGCCCUGACGGUCUUAUUCCCUGGACGAGGUUCUGUAAGGAAAACAUAAAUGACAAAAAUUUUCCUUUCUGGCUUUGGAUUGAAAGUAUCCUUGAACUCAUUAAGAAACACCUGCUCUCUCUCUGGAAUGAUGGGUGUAUUGUGGGCUUUAUCAGCAAGGAGCGAGAGCGGGCUCUGCUGAAGGACCAGCAGCCGGGGACGUUCCUGUUGCGGUUCAGUGAGAGCUGCCGGGAAGGGGCCAUCACGUUCACGUGGGUGGAGCGGUCCCAGAACGGAGGCGAACCUUACUUCCAUGCAGUUGAACCUUACACGAAGAAAGAACUCUCUGCUGUUACCUUCCCUGACAUUAUUCGCAAUUAUAAAGUCAUGGCCGCUGAAAAUAUUCCAGAGAAUCCCCUGAAAUAUCUGUAUCCAAAUAUUGAUAAAGACCAUGCUUUUGGAAAGUACUACUCCAGGCCAAAGGAAGCCCCAGAACCUAUGGAACUUGACGGCCCUAAAGGAACAGGAUACAUCAAGACUGAAUUGAUUUCUGUGUCUGAAGUUCACCCUUCUCGACUUCAGACCACAGACAACCUUCUUCCCAUGUCUCCUGAGGAGUUUGACGAGGUGUCUCGAAUGGUGGGCCCUGUAGAAUUUGACAUGACAUGGAACAAGUUCUCUGGAACUAUGAACCUUGACUAAAAUCAAGCAGUUAGUAAAUGAGGGAAUGAAUAUUUGAAUCCACUUGGGCAGUUUCAAGACUGAGUGUUCUUGUCCACUCUCCUGGAAUGCCUCCCACAGAAAGCUGAUUUCUGAUUCAUUCAAAACCUGCACCCCAGAGAAGCUAUUUGCACUUGGUAUUGAGUGUGUGUUAUUCUGGUUUAUUAAGACGAAGGCAGUGUAGCCUUUGGAUGAAUGCAGUAUAGAGCAUGAAUUUUUCUCAUCUUCUCUGGCGACAGUUUCCCUUUCCACCUGUGAUUUCCUCCUGUGCUCUGUUCCUUCACAUUCUGUGUUUCUAGGAAAAUGAAAGAAAGGCCAGCAAAUUCGCUGCACCCUGUUGAUAGCAAGUGGAUUUUUCCCUAAUUCAGAAACAUCUGUCACUCUGAAGGGCUUCAUGCAUCUUACUGAAGGUAAAAUUGAAAGGCCCUCUCCACAGAGUGGGUUUUCGGAUACACCGAAAAUAUCAGGACUAGAAUGAGAGUCCUUUGAGAGAGUGAGAAGUUUAUCAGCAUCUAGCAAAUGCCAUGAGAGUCGGUGCCCAGCUAUUCGAGGUGUUAGGAUAGAUCACACGGUUAUUUAGACAACUGCUCGAGGAGGGAUUGGCUUGCUUUGUUUUGGAAAAUUCUUAUUUGUUCUCUCUGCUUUAAAUAUGGCUGGAAGUUUUCCAGUGUUGACUGCGAAAUAGUGCAAAGUUAAGUUUAUAUAUAGGAUUACAUCAACUCUUUAUGGAUGGUAACCAGCCAUCCUGUAUCUGGGUGGGGCAUAAAAGUUGUGUUCUCGAUUUUGUUAUAUCUUCCACACAGGCCAUUGAAAGCUGUAGACAAAUUCUCUCUCUUGGGAGAAUUAACUUUUCUGUUAUGGCUUUAUGCUGCUGGCUACUAUCAUUUGAAGGAAGUAAACUUUCCAAAUUGACGAGUAGUGUUUUCUGUUUAAACUUUAAUCUUCAAAGCUGAAUGUAUUUUUCCUUCAUCGUGGUCACUAGUAAAUGAAAUUGUCUUCACAGUUCUAUCAAGGGAGCCAGACUAUUAAUGGCUGUCUUAAAGAAAAUCCUGUUACUUUUCAAAAAGUUGAAGUUAAUUGUAGAUGGAGACAAACUCAGAAAUUUAAUGCAUGCUUCUUAAAUGUGUUCGCUUGUCUUUAUUGUUAUUAGCUAGUAUUUAGUCAUGGUCAUAAAACUUUCAAAACUGAGGAGAAACUGUAGUAACUGACAAAUCAUUAACCAGAGAUUAUGAGAAUCAAAUAAUUUGAAGACUUAUCCUGUGUACCUGCAUGAGAAUUGAAUGUUUUUCACUGAUAAAUGUGUUUCUGUCACAAAUACAUUGCAAACGGUU
This is a messenger RNA of Phacochoerus africanus (Common warthog), 3954 nucleotides long. It is a transcript of the gene STAT1, whose product is annotated as signal transducer and activator of transcription 1. Gene Ontology annotation, biological process: cell surface receptor signaling pathway via JAK-STAT; response to peptide hormone; regulation of cell population proliferation. Gene Ontology annotation, molecular function: RNA polymerase II cis-regulatory region sequence-specific DNA binding; DNA-binding transcription factor activity, RNA polymerase II-specific. The transcript has 26 exons. Bases 332 to 2605 code for a protein of 757 amino acids. Lineage: Eukaryota; Metazoa; Chordata; Mammalia; Artiodactyla; Suidae. The record is from RefSeq and is a predicted model, not a curated record.